Spodoptera frugiperda (fall armyworm) is the source of this 1356-nucleotide messenger RNA. RefSeq names its product cytochrome P450 9e2. Gene Ontology annotation, molecular function: monooxygenase activity; iron ion binding; heme binding. The transcript is spliced from 8 exons. The record is from RefSeq and is a predicted model, not a curated record. Lineage: Eukaryota; Metazoa; Arthropoda; Insecta; Lepidoptera; Noctuidae. Bases 163 to 1356 code for a protein of 397 amino acids.
UUCGGUACAUUUUAUCUUUUAAUGGUUGAUAAAAGUUCUUUUGUUUAAAUAUAUUCGUUUGCAUAACAUUUUGUCACUGGGUACAUACAGUACACUUGUCUGUGUUUGCGCAGUGCCGGUUUGUGGUCUACCAGUGUUCACCUUUGUUACUAACAUUCAGCCAUGUUGCUGCUUCUCACGUGGGUGGUAGUGAUCAUCACCGCCGUAGUGUUGUACCUGCGCCAAACCUACAGCUACCUACGCCGCGAUGGCAUCAACCAUCUGCCGACUGUCCCGUUCUUCGGCAACCUCUUCUGGGUUAUGUUCCAGAAGGAACACUUCGUUGAUCUCAUAGCGAAGGUUACCAAUGCCUUCCCUGAUGACAAGAUAGUUGGUAACUACGACAUGAUGACUCCGAUACUGAUCAUCCGAGACCUGGAGAUGUUGAAGCGUGUCACAGUGAAGGAUUUCGAGCACUUCAUAGACCGGCGCAGCUUCACCUCCGAGUUGGAUCCUAUGUUCGGGAGAGGUCUACUGCUGCUGCAUGGAGAUGAAUGGAAGGCGAUGCGGUCUACAAUGAGCCCAGCCUUCACCAGCUCCAAGAUACGGCUGAUGGUGCCAUUUAUGGAGGAGGUUUGCUUGGACAUGAUCAAAGUACUCAAACAGAGGAUCAAGGAUUCUGGAACUUCUUACUACGACAUGGAGUGUAAAGAAGUGAUGACGAGGUACGCGAAUGACGUCAUCGCCUCAUGUGCCUUCGGUCUGAAGGUGGAGUCCCUGACGGCAGACAGCGAGUUCUACGUGAACAGCAAGGCCAUCACCAAGUUUACUUUCUGGAGGUUCAUGAAGGUCAUGUUCUACAGGCUGUUCCCUUCCGUGGCCGGGAUGAUGCAACUGUCGCUGGUGCCAAAGGAGACAACAGACUACUUCACGAAUGUAGUCCUCGGUACAAUGAAGAACAGGGAGCAGAACAAGAUUGUCAGGAACGAUAUGAUCAACAUCCUCAUGGAAGUCAAGAAAGGACAACUCACUCAUGAGAAGGAAGGUAAGGACGCUGACGCUGGCUUUGCAACUGUUGAAGAGUCACAUAUCGGGAAGAAACCACAUAAUUAUGAGUGGACCGACACAGACCUGGUAGCGCAGGCAGCGUUGUUCCUGUUCGCUGGCUUUGACACGAUAUCCACGGCGAUGUCGUUCAUCCUGUACGAGCUGGCGCUGAACCAGGACGUGCAGGAGCGGCUGGUGCGGGAGAUCAGGGAGUACGACGCCAAGAACAACGGGAAGCUUGACUACAACAGUAUACAGAACAUGACUUAUUUGGAUAUGGUCGUGUCAGGUAAGAUGGUGUUUUUGAUCAGAGUUCAUAGUUUUACGUAA